UAGUUCGUCUGUAUUGCGGUGGUGACCUUUGCUACUGUGCUUCGGCGAUUAUCGUUGUUUGAAAGUGGUGGGUUUAGCUUAAUAGCAGCUUGUUAGCCUGUUAGCUGAUUCUGAUAACAAUCACAAUUCAGCCUGCUGCUCGCAAACUGUUUGUCUUAGUGGUGGAUAACGUUCUAGUUCGUGGUACUCCUGUACUUUCUCUCACUUAGCCGUCAGCAUAGUGUUCAUUCAGCACACUAAAACCGAUAUAAUGCUCACAUGUGUAGCUAACUUAAUUUUGUAAAGCUAGCCAGUUAGCAUACGUUAGCCAGCUAGUAUCUCAAAUGAAUUCUCCUGUAUGACUAUUUGUGCCGGUACUGAAAGGUUUUGGGUAUUUUUAAUGUUGUGGAGACAUUUACGCGUAGUUAUUGGAGUUACGAACCUCUUAAAGCUACUAUUUGCAGCUUUGUAUUGAAUGUACGUGUGUAGCAGUGGGAGUGCCCCGCCCACCUAAGCGCCAUAUAGACCAUGUUAGCGGCAUUGAUGUAACCAUCAUUAUGCAAUGAAUGACCGGGUCAGUGUCAGGAUUUAUGUUUGAUUUGUUCAGCAGACGACAGUUGUAAUAACAUGGAAUACAUCAUUAUUGACGAGAUUUCAUAACCAAAGUUUUUUUUGCCGAUACGUGACCGUAAAAGGGACAGUACACCAAACUCAAUAACGACAUUAUGGAUUAUGUGUUGGAAAAGGACACGCGUGUAAUUUGCAGUACACAACUGAAUACUGCAGGUGAGGAGACACCCAUACAUCUGAACUGAGAGUGACAGCAGACAUCAUGGGAUUGCACUCAGCCCAGAAGAAGCACUUUCCCUUACGGGGGAUUGACGGUGUGGUUCAGCUGUUUGACGCUGAGCUCCGCAAGUCUGAGCCAGACCUAACUCUUCUCUCGCUGGUUCUGGGUUUUGUGGAGCACUUUCUUGCUGUGAACCGGGUCAUCCCCAUAAACGUUCCAGGUGUCCGGUUUGAGCCACUAGAGCCAGACUGUCCCACCUCCUGCUUUCCCACCGUGGAGCUGGGCAUGAUUUCUGCACUGUAUGAGCGCUUUACAGCACAGAUCCGCGGGGCAGUGGACCUUUCUCAGUACCGAAGGACUGCUGCUGGGUCCAGCAGAGAACUUGUGAGGAAAGUGUCAGAUGUGAUCUGGAACAGCCUUAGUCGCUCUUACUUCAAGGACAGGGCUCACAUCCAGUCACUCUUCAGUCUCAUCACAGGUACCAAACUGGAUAGCUCUGGGGUGGCUUUUGCCGUAGUUGCAGCAUGUCAGGUGUUAGGCCUGAAGGAUGUUCACCUGGCACUCUCUGAGGACCACGCCUGGGUGAUAUUCGGCAAAAAUGGCGAGGAGACAGCUGAGGUCACCUGGCAUGGGAAGGGUAACGAGGACCGGCGAGGACAAACGGUCACGGCAGGAGUCAAUGAGAAGAGCUGGCUGUAUCUGAAGGGCUCCUACAUGAAAUGUGACAGAAACAUGGAGGUGGCCUUCAUGGUUUGUGCCAUCAACCCCUCACUGGACCUGCAUACUGACAGCUCUGAGCUCCUGCAGCUACAACAGAAACUCCUCUGGUUGCUGUAUGAGCGAGGUGACCUCAACAGAUAUCCUAUGGCCAUGGGCACUCUGGCAGACCUUGAGGAUCAGGAUCCAAUCCCAGGAAAAGAGAGCCCCCUGAAAAUCCACCUUAAGGCUGUCACCUCUGCUCAGAAGCACUAUAACAAUGAGCACAUCUACCCCUACAUGUACCUGGCUGGGUUCCACUACAGACACAGGGAUGUGCGAGAGGCUCUGAGAGCCUGGGCCGAGGCAGCUCAGGUCAUGCAAGACUAUAACUAUUUCCGGGAGGAUGAGGAGAUCUACAAGGAGUUCUUUGACAUUGCAAAUGAUGUUAUUCCCACUUUGCUGAAGGAGACAGCUGCUGUUGCAGAGAGUCCUGGAGAGGGGGGAGAAGGAGGAGCUGACAAGGAACACCCCAAGCAGGCAGCUGCCUUCUCUGCACUCCAGGACCCAGAAUGCUUUGCACAUCUGUUGUGUUUUUAUGAUGGCAUCUGCAAAUGGGAGGAGGGAAGUCCCACGCCGGUUCUUCACGUGGGCUGGGCCACAUACCUCGUCCAGUCUCUGAGCCGCUUUGAUGCUCAGGUGCGUCAGAAAGUGUCGAUCAUCACCAAAGAGCCUGAGUCUCAGGAGGAUGAUGACCAGUCAAGUGAGGACACUCGUGAGGGCCGUAGGCGAGGUCCCAGGAGGGAAUCCAAAUUGGAGGAUCAGAGUUCUCCUCCUCCUGCUGCUCCCACCUCCCCAUCCAGCCAGUCAACAGCAGCUGCUCAGCCCAAGAAAGUGGGAGAAGGAGGGGUCCGCCGGCGUUCCUCCCAGGGCCUGAGGGUGGGAGAUACUGAAGGAAAACCCAAGUCCCCUAGCCCAGACUCUGCAUCUUCACCCACGUCUCAGCAGCUAGCGUCCCCAUCCCCAAGUGGCCCUGUAGUCACCUUUCAGAGUGAGAAGAUGAAGGGAAUGAAAGAGCUGCUGUGUGCAGCUAAGGUAAACUCCAGCGCCAUCAAGCUGCAACUCACUGCCCAGUCACAGGUCCAGAUGAAGAGACAGAAGAGCACACCAGCUGGGGAUUACUCCAUGUCUUUCAUGAAGCGCCAGCGCAAGUCACUGUAGACAUGCUGAUUAUUGUAGGAGACUGUAGGAUAUACUGUGAACAGCAACAUGGACAUCCGAGUAACUUUGCUGUUUGUGAAACUUUUUACCUGUGUUUUCAUUAGAGGAUCCUCUCAGUCUGUGUCCUCGUAGUUCUAAGCAAUAUAUUUGACUUGCACAGAUCAUCUUGAGUUAAGGAUCACAUAUCAGGGUCAAACUGAGGAGUGAACAUUUCAUUCUGUUUUUAUUUAAUGAAUAAUUUUGGGGGACCUGCCUAGUUUGAUAGAUUAUAAUUAUUCACUCAUCAUUAGUUUGUGUUUUAAUUGGCAGCCAAUUGCACACUGACUAUUAACUUCUCAUUGACUUGCAUGUGGAUGUUUGAAGCCAAAGUAAUGAGGAGGACCAGAAUCCAACUUACAGAUGUGGUAAUAUCAACCCGUACUAAUAGGAACCUGUUCAUGACUGAAGCCUUGGAAGGAAUUAAUUUAGGAUAGUUACUGUGUAACAUUGUCCACUCUGCUCUAUCAACAGCUUCUUUCUUGCUAGCUCUAUGUUGCCUUACUUUGCCUUUAUUCCUUUCUAAAGUAGAUGGCCUUUAGUUUUGACAAUAGCUGAGCUAGGCCUGUUGCUGACACUUAGAGAAGACCAGGGAAGACCAUGCACUGUUGAAAUGGAGCCACAUUAGGUGGCCCUGCUCCAUUCAAUUUGCUUGAGGAUUUGUGGUUUUUGUUCUUGUUUUUGUAACUGCAAGUAAUAAAGACCUGAAGAAAAUAGAAUGUGA
This is a messenger RNA of Amphiprion ocellaris (clown anemonefish), 3446 nucleotides long. It is a transcript of the gene men1, whose product is annotated as multiple endocrine neoplasia I. Lineage: Eukaryota; Metazoa; Chordata; Actinopteri; Pomacentridae. Gene Ontology annotation, molecular function: chromatin binding; Y-form DNA binding; transcription cis-regulatory region binding. Gene Ontology annotation, biological process: regulation of transcription by RNA polymerase II; negative regulation of cell cycle; negative regulation of cell population proliferation. The coding region runs from base 812 to 2686 and encodes 624 amino acids. Gene Ontology annotation, cellular component: nucleus; chromatin; histone methyltransferase complex. The record is from RefSeq and is a predicted model, not a curated record. The transcript has 10 exons.